Messenger RNA from Lineus longissimus, 861 nucleotides. RefSeq names its product piggyBac transposable element-derived protein 3-like. The record is from RefSeq and is a predicted model, not a curated record. The transcript is spliced from 2 exons. Bases 1 to 861 code for a protein of 286 amino acids. NCBI's taxonomy places the organism in Eukaryota, Metazoa, Nemertea, Pilidiophora, Heteronemertea, Lineidae.
AUGCCUUCUCUGAGAUGUUACUGGGAGGCUGAGCUACGACAAAGUCGAAUUGCUGAUGAAAUGGGUCGGAAUCGGUUCAGUAAAAUCGCGCAAUCCUUACAUUUCACUGACAACAAUGACGUGACUGAUGAAGAAAAGGAAGACCGUCUUUGGAAGCUGAGACCAUGGCUGAAUUCACUGCGAGAUAGUUUUCAGGAAGUGAGUCCAGAAGAAAACCAAAGCAUAGACGAAAUUAUGGUUGCCUUCAAAGGUCGAUCACUGAUAAAACAGUACAUGGAGAAAAAGCCUAAGAAGUGGGGAUUCAAACUUUGGGGUCGCUGCAGUUAUGGGUUUUGCCAUGAUUUCAAUGUUUAUCAGGGCAGAGGCACUGGAAUAGAUGAGGAAUUAGCACCUGGUUGUGGCCUUGGGGGUAGUGUUGUAAUGCAGCUGUGUCAAUCUCUACCAAAGAACCGCCAGUUCAAAAUCUUUGCAGAUAACUACUUUUCAAACUUUACUAUGGCAAAGUUGGUGAGAGACAGCGGCAUUGGACAGUAUACGGGUACAAUCAAAGGUAACCGUGUCCACAAUGCACCAUUGACGUCACUGAAGGCCAUGGAGAAGUUGAAACGUGGAUCAGGCUCGACUGUCUAUGACAAGGAUAGGGAGCUAUGCUUAGUAAGAUGGUAUGACAACAAGUGUGUCACCCUCAUAUCCACUUACGCUGGUACAGGGCCGUUGGAAAAGGUGAAGAGAUAUGACCGGUCAAAAAAGGAGCACAUUGAAGUCGAUCGUCCAGCGGUGAUCCUGGGUCUUACACUUGCUGAAGUAGAAUGGCUUAGCAACCAUAUGGGUCACACAGUGGAUAUUCACAAGGAAGCCUAG